Gavialis gangeticus (Gharial) is the source of this 1739-nucleotide messenger RNA. It is a transcript of the gene DRG1, whose product is annotated as developmentally regulated GTP binding protein 1. Gene Ontology annotation, biological process: cytoplasmic translation. Bases 102 to 1163 code for a protein of 353 amino acids. The record is from RefSeq and is a predicted model, not a curated record. Gene Ontology annotation, molecular function: GTPase activity; GTP binding. Gene Ontology annotation, cellular component: cytoplasm. NCBI's taxonomy places the organism in Eukaryota, Metazoa, Chordata, Crocodylia, Gavialidae. The transcript is spliced from 9 exons.
GCUUGCGCAGUGCGGUGCCGGGCCGUAGGGCUUUGGGCAGGGGCUGCUGUCGCCGGCGCCAUGAGCGGGACGUUGGCCAAGAUCGCGCCGUGUGCCCUCAGAUGGCCCGCACGCAGAAGAACAAGGCCACGGCGCAUCACCUGGGGCUGCUGAAGGCGCGGCUCGCCAAGCUGCGCCGGGAGCUCAUCACCCCCAAGGGCGGCGGCGGCGGCGGCCCCGGAGAAGGUUUUGAUGUCGCCAAAACGGGUGACGCCCGGAUCGGUUUUGUGGGCUUCCCGUCGGUGGGCAAAUCGACUCUACUGAGUAAUUUGGCUGGUGUGUACUCAGAGGUGGCGGCAUACGAGUUCACGACGUUGACCACGGUGCCUGGGGUCAUUCGGUAUAAAGGAGCAAAGAUACAGCUUCUUGAUCUCCCAGGAAUUAUUGAGGGAGCUAAGGAUGGGAAAGGGAGAGGUCGACAAGUCAUUGCAGUUGCUCGAACAUGUAACCUAAUUCUGAUUGUUCUGGAUGUGCUAAAGCCCUUGGGACACAAAAAGAUCAUUGAGAAUGAGCUGGAGGGCUUUGGAAUACGACUGAAUAGUAAGCCCCCCAACAUUGGCUUUAAGAAGAAAGAUAAAGGAGGCAUCAAUCUCACAGCCACUUGCCCCCAGAGUGAGCUAGAUACUGAAACAGUGAAGAGCAUCUUAGCAGAGUACAAAAUUCACAAUGCUGAUGUCACACUGCGGAGUGAUGCUACUGCAGAUGACCUCAUUGAUGUGGUUGAAGGAAACAGAGUUUACAUCCCAUGUAUUUAUGUGCUGAAUAAAAUUGACCAGAUUUCCAUUGAGGAGCUAGAUAUCAUUUACAAGGUACCUCACUGUGUACCAAUUUCUGCUCAUCAUCGUUGGAAUUUUGAUGAUCUGUUGGAGAAAAUUUGGGACUACUUGCAACUAGUGCGAAUCUAUACUAAACCUAAAGGACAGUUACCAGACUACACCUCUCCUGUGGUGCUGCCUUACUCCAAGACCACAGUGGAGGAUUUUUGCAUGAAGAUACACAAAAAUCUCAUUAAAGAUUUUAAGUAUGCACUGGUUUGGGGUUCAUCUGUUAAACACAACCCACAGAAGGUUGGCAAAGAUCACACGCUUGAGGAUGAGGAUGUCAUUCAGAUUGUGAAGAAAUAAAGUUGUCCCUGAUCAAUUGCCACAACAACUGGCAUUGUUAUUGUGACUCUCUUUCUAUAUACAGUCAGUUUUGAGUGGCUAAGUGGAGAGGGAGUUACUUUGUUCUGGUGCUCACUUGUAUAUCCAGCUGGUUGCUGAAAUGCAUGGUCGAAAAUUGGAUAAAAAGCUGAGGAGUGUAUGCUUCAAAAGGGCAGUCUCUCUGCUUUGUGUUUAUUACUUGUCAGGGUUAUAAAAUCCACACACACAAGUAGGAUUUCUCUUAUGCCUGUAUAAAAUUCAUUUCUUUGUAAGCUGUGCUUUUAUGUUCCAUCUUACAGUAUGUCUUUAACAAUAAGAGAAGGCCUGACUCUACCAACCUUAACCUAAAGGGAUCCCCAUUUAGGCAUUAAAGGCAUUACGUUCACUGGAUCCUUGGACAUCAAACUCUUCAAACCUAGGUGUACAGCUUGAUGGUACAACCUAGUGAACCACUUGACCUAAUGUUGUCUUUUGUUAUAGACAAGUACACGGGAUGGAUUUGAUUUAAAUCAUUCGUGUUGUUUGAUAUAACAGUACAUAUUAUUCACAACUCAGAAA